AUUCAUGUGACAGACUCGUGCACACGCGAAUCGGGACGCCGACAUGGUCUUGCUCGACGACGAAGAAAGCCCCCAGGCGACCACAGGGCGCAAGUGCCACGUGCCCGCCAGGUACGUGUUCGCCGGCGUGUCGACGCUCGGCGCGCUGCUGAACGUCGUGCUCAAGUCGUCGCUGCCCGUCGCCAUCACAGCCAUGGUGCGGAAGAACGCCAGCAACGCCAGCGGCGAGGGCGACGGGAAGUUCGACUGGGACGAGGUGACGCAGAGCUACGUGCUGACGGCGGGCAGCUACGGCAUGCUGUGCUCGUGCCUGGCGGGCGCGCGCCUCGCCGAGCUGUGGAGUCCCAAGAUGGCGCUCGGCCUGGCCAACGCGCUGGGCGGCGCGCUCUACCUGCUGCUGCCCGUCACGGCCGCUUGGAGCGUGCGCGCGCUCAUCGCCCUCCAGGCGCUGGGCGGCCUCCUGGGCGGUCCAGUUAUACCUAUAAAUAUGGGCAUGUUUGCAUCAUGGUUCCCACCUGAAGAAAGGCAACAGCUAGGAGGGAUCGUGUUUUCGUCAACCAUCUUGGCAGUCAUAAUAUCGAGCGCGAUGACUGGCAAGAUAGUAGACACCCUGGGCUGGCCGUUCAUUUUCUACUUAUUCCCGUCCCUGGUGAUCGCCUGGUCGGCAUUGUGGAUGAUAUUCGUGUUCGACUCCCCAGAAACGCACCCAAGAAUCUCAGAGGAAGAGCGCUCAUACAUAAUAAAGAAAACCAAAAAAGAUCACGUUCAGACAGCUUCGAAGCUGCCGUGGAAGGAGAUGCUUCUGUCGCGUGCUGUUUGGGCAUACAUCAUCAUGGGCAUACCUGGGGUCUGGGUUAUGUCGACGCUUGGCAUGGCGCUGCCGACGUACAUGACCAACAUCCUUGGAUACACCACUACCCAGGCAGGUUAUUUUUCAGCGAUUCCGCAGCUCUUCUCAUGGAUAAGCACCAUCACUUUUGGUUUUGUGUCACAGUGGUUAAGAAGAAAGCAAUACCUUGGCCAUCUUUUAUCUUACCACAUUUUCAAUGGAAUAUCCACGCUCGGCACUGCCGCCGCCCUGUUCUCCAUCCUGCUGGUGGACCGCAGCGCGGCAGGAGUCAUCUCGCUCGUCACGCUGGCCAUGGCCUUCUCGGGCGCCUACAUGGGCGGCAGCCAGCUCAACCACAUGGACCUCUCCGUCAACUACACGGGCACGCUCGCCGGCCUGUCCACCAUGACGAUGGGCGUCGUCAGCAUCCUCGCACCCACCGUCACCGGUCUCCUCACCAACAACAAGCAAACACUGUCUGCAUGGAACUACGUCUUUUGUGUUGCUGGAGGAGUGAAUAUUAUCCCAUUUAUCAUUUACUUGUUCUUUGGAUCAGUGGAUGAGCAGCCAUGGAACACAAAACGUAACGAAGUUGUAAAUAAUUACGUGAGUGUAAGUGAACAGUCAAGAGUCCCAGUUGAAGACAAUUAAAAAUUUACAAAAAAAAAUAAGUUGCUUAAAUUAUUCUACAAGCAUUAGCCCAUUUUCAUUACUUUGUACUUUAUAGAUUUUUAUGUUAAGUCAGGAACUAGAAAAUACUGCACAAAGUUUUGUGGAUGAUGUGUGCAAACUUCUGUUGACAAUGAAUAGGUUUCACUGAACAUACUAGCCACUGUAUGAACACAUUUACAAAUUUGGUGCUCGCAAAAAUG
Messenger RNA from Bacillus rossius redtenbacheri, 1701 nucleotides. Its product is annotated as sialin-like. The transcript has 9 exons. NCBI's taxonomy places the organism in Eukaryota, Metazoa, Arthropoda, Insecta, Phasmatodea, Bacillidae. The record is from RefSeq and is a predicted model, not a curated record. Gene Ontology annotation, biological process: monoatomic anion transport; transmembrane transport. The coding region runs from base 44 to 1480 and encodes 478 amino acids. Gene Ontology annotation, cellular component: membrane. Gene Ontology annotation, molecular function: transmembrane transporter activity.